Messenger RNA from Eurytemora carolleeae, 1692 nucleotides. RefSeq lists its product as uncharacterized. The coding region runs from base 723 to 1661 and encodes 312 amino acids. The transcript has 12 exons. Gene Ontology annotation, molecular function: protein binding. The record is from RefSeq and is a predicted model, not a curated record. Lineage: Eukaryota; Metazoa; Arthropoda; Copepoda; Calanoida; Temoridae.
UGUCACUGAAUUCCCAUGUUUAUUGGCACACUCUGUAUGCUGUGGUCCCCAAAGUUUGUGUUUGCAUUUUGGAGCACGGCGUUGAAUUACCUUAAUAAGGGUGUUAUUACAUUAUUAGUGAAAAUGUUUUAUGGGAAAUUUAUAAAUACCAUUAAAUUCUAAUUAGUUUUAAGUAAUGUUUCAACCAAUCAGAUGCUAAAUAUACGUUACAGAAGAAUUAUUUCAACCAUCCAACCUUAGUUGUGUGGAAAACCAAGCCACCAUUUACCCCGGAGUUCUAUUUGAAUUCAAGCCAACAGGCUUGAUCCACAAAGGAGCAGGAAAAGGGAUUAUUUGCCAGGCUAAAGCCAAAAUAGAGUUAGUCGUUACGGAGAACCCGAACCAGGAAGGUUAAUCCGUCAUAAGGUGGAAGAAAGGCGGAGAGUCUACCAGAGAGCUCAGACUUUAUUCAAAUCAUUAGUAUUAAACAUUAUCUGUUCCUUUUUAUGCUGUAAAUACAUUUUUCCUAUACUCUGUAGACUUAUUCACGUUAUUCAUGUUCUUUACUUACAAUAUCCUUUGAUUUACCCUUUUCUAAAAUAUCAAGAAGUUUUAUGCGGAAGUACAUGUAGAGAAACUAUACUAUAUCAGAAAUUAAAGACCGCCAUUAGCCUUAAAUUGUAUGGUUAAAAAAGCUUAAUAUAUUGUAGAGCCUCGAUUGGUAAAAAUUUGAAUGGUCCAAUAUGCGUGGCCAGGGCGUGGUAAACAAGGCUGUGAUUGGUCAAGGUUCUGCUGACGUCACAGCUCUGGUCGAAUGGGAAGGUUUAGUUUACGCGGCAGACGAUAGAGGGGGUAUACAGUGUUUUGAGAAGAACCUGGAUUUAUUGUACAGUUGGACGGCGCAUACCAAUAUUGUAAAUGACCUAGCAGCAAACUCAGUAACAGGAGAUAUAUAUUCCUGUUCUGGGGAUGGAGAGAUUAAACUGUGGAAAACAGGAGGAACCAAAGCAAACCUUGUUAAAACAGUUCAUGGAACAGAUGACUUAUGUUUACAAUCUGAUAGUGUAGAUCAGAACACAUCGUCUGUUAGACGAUUGGUGUGGCAGGGUAAACAGCUGUAUUCAGGAAACCAAAAUGGAGAAGUUUUCAGAUGGUCUCCUGAUUUGGAGUUGCUAUCCCAUCAUAUUACAGGAACAGACAUUUGGAGUAUGUGCAUAAAUGAAAACGAGUCUUGUUUGUUUACAGCCAAGGACAAUGACGUCAUCAUUUCAUCCCAGCUCAAAGAUACGGAUCCUGGUGUUGAAAUACAGGUGAGAUUGGCUGGACGAGCUCCUGUUGUUCUAAACCAAGAUGAAACUCGACUUUUCUGCCUUAGUCGUUCUGGGCUAGAGGUUCAGGUGUGGGGAAAGGGAAACAACAAUUGGAUUAACCUUCAAGAGCUUAGGGGUCAUGAUAUGAUAGUAAACAGUAUGAUACUAUUGGAAGAAAACUAUCUAGCUACAGCUGGCUGGGAUAAAGCUAUCAAAUUCUGGCGACUGAACGAGGGGAACUGUUAUGAAUUAGCGGACUCAAUACAGGUUGAGAGUUACAUUACUUGUUUAUGUUCCAUCUCUGGAUUUAUGUACGCAGGGGGACGGGACGGUAUUGUACUGCAGAUAAAAACAAGUUUAAAUCAAGAUUAAAUAUACAAAUAAAUAUUAUAAAAAAAAGCUG